GUUGGAAGGCCUAUACCUUGGUGGUAUUUAUAAGCACCAAGGUAGUAAUAAUCAUCGACCAGAUUGUGGUGAUAUGCCAGUGGAGAAAAUCGGUGUAAAUAUAACGGUUAACAGUCAGUCAAAAGAUGUGUCCUGUAAUAACUCGUACGAUAUGUUUGAUAAGUAUGGCAAUCGUAAGGUGACACCAGCUGUUUGAAUGCAAUCGCAAUGGUGUGUGGGUGGGCGAGUGGCUUUAAUUGUGCAUUAAAUUAACUAAAUUUGAAUUAAAUUAACUUAAUGAUGCAUAAAAUUGGCUAAAUUAUGAGCAGAAUUUGUUAAAUUAUUUCACAAUUUAGUUAAUUUUGUGAAUAAUUAACUAAGUUUAGUUAACUAUUGAUCUAAUUUAGUUCAUAAUUUAGAAAUAAUUAAUGA
Messenger RNA from Oppiella nova, 411 nucleotides. NCBI's taxonomy places the organism in Eukaryota, Metazoa, Arthropoda, Arachnida, Sarcoptiformes, Oppiidae. The record is from the annotation of a GenBank genome assembly.